UCUCACACACACACACACACACACAGUGAUGUCAUUGAGCGGCUCUGUGCUGGAUGACUGACCGGGCACAGACUGUUACAAACGGACAACUGACGGUGGCGGAGCUGCUGCUCCGGUUCUCGAGCCCCGGUCAGUCACGUGCUCCGGACCGCGGAGCUCACGGUGGCCUCGGUCUGGUGCUGAGGUUUAGACCUUUGUCAUUUCACCAUGGAAACUCAAAGGAAGUGGACGACAGUGGAGACGACGACUAAGUCCUUUGACAAUCGUCUCUGAAGGCUCCGGACUAAUGGACGAUGUGAGAACUGGACCACAGCGGGACUGAAGCUCCUGCCCGGGUCUCCCGCAGCGCUGAGCCCCCUCCUCCCCGGGGCAGAUGCCUCCGCGGGGCGAUCGGAGCCACAAGCCGGCUCCGGUGUCCCCUGCUCCGCCCGUCCCGCCGCGGAGGGUCCGGAGCCGGGACAGGGGCUCCGGCAGGACGCGGCGGUCCGGCAGCGAGGCAGGGGCAGCGGAGAGGCGGGUGAAGUGCGUGCUGGUGGGGGACGGAGCUGUGGGGAAAACCAGCCUGGUGGUCAGCUACACCACCAACGGCUACCCCACCGAGUACGUCCCCACCGCCUUCGACAACUUCUCAGCGGUGGUGUCAGUGGACGGGCAGCCAGUCAAACUACAACUCUGUGACACAGCUGGACAGGAUGAGUUCGACAAGCUCCGUCCCCUCAGCUACACCAGUGCAGACGUGUUCCUGCUGUGCUUCAGUGUUGUCAGUCCCGCCUCUUUCCAGAACGUGCCUGACAAGUGGGUCCCAGAGAUCCGGAGACACGCCCCCUUCGCUCCACUCGUCCUCGUCGGGACGCAGUGUGACCUCCGAGAAGAUGUCAAGGUUCUCAUUGACCUGGCUAAGUAUCGGGAGCGACCCGUGGACCCAUCGGACGCCCGGGACUGUGUGAUGGAGAUUGGAGCUGUGGCCUACAUUGAGUGCUCCUCUUUGACCCAAAAGAAUCUCAAAGAAGUGUUUGACACAGCCAUACUGGCCAGUCUGCAGAACCACAGCUCCCAGAAGCUCCCGAGGGGAAAACAAAAACGGCGAAAAAAGCAAAGGCAGACACCGGACAAGAUGAAGAGUCUGUCAAAGUCAUGGUGGAAAAGGUACUGUUGUGUGGCCUAGUGCAGCAGACCUGUGGAGUCUAAGACUCUGAUCCUCCACGAACUUGAUGCUGGUCUGGAUUCAGCCGGGUUUGGGUUCUGCCAGGACUCGCUUACCGUCUGGGUUUCUCUGUAAUGGAGCCUGAUGUUGAGCGGGAUCUCAACUGGAGUGCGGCUGAGAACCAAAGUAAGACUGUCAUGCAUCUCAAAUAUUUUUGUUUUUCUUUGGAGAUGGGUUUUUGGUCUUAUUAUAGAUGGGAUUGACCACUGAGCCCAGCCUGGUUCUAGCAGAACCCGCUGUCAAACUUCAAGCAGUUCUCCCGUGUCCCUGAAUGAACCAGGGAUUUUGUGCUGAAAUGUUAAUCUUAGCCUGCCUCCAGUAUGAGCGCUCUACAGGAGAACCUGCUCCUUGCUCUCCUGGAAUUUAACUGGCAUGAACCAGAACUUUUUUUUAUGUGUGAUAAAGCUUUUUAGACUGUUCGAAAAUUGAUCAGGAGCAGAAUCUUUCAUUUUCUGCUCUGUUUUUUAACACAUUGGAAAAGGUUAUGUUAAAUGGUAAGUCUGAUAAAAACCUUUCCGUACUCGUAUGGAUUUAUGUAGCCUUGUUGUGUAGGUGGAAGGGACCUGGACUGUCUGCAGACGAAACAUUUGAUCGUUGGUGACCUUUUCUAACUUGUUUUUGACUUAAUCUGGUUUCAAUUACUUAUGAUUAGAAAGAACCACUGACUGAAAUAGAGUGUCUGUCAAAGCAAACCAUGUCCUUAUUUACAUAAGAAGAGAAGACCAGAUCUAAUGAUUUCAUCACUGGACGUGAUUUACGUCAGAACUUAGUCAACGGGUCUAGCCCAUGAUUCAUUUCAGAGCUGCUUUUUUUUUUUUUACAACUGGGGUGAUUGUUUUCUAAUGAAAGAACUUAAUUCAUUAAGCAGCUAAUAAUUUUAUCCUAGUCACAUGUGGUGCAGCCUGCAAACCUAAUCUGGAACCUGCACCUGGUUUAUAUUUGGCUUGGUUUUUGGUGUUAUUUAAUUUUCUUCAGCUGUUUGGCCUUGAAUGAAGACUUAUAUCUCAUAUCAUGUCUUAUUUUAAAAACAACUAAUGUUUUUUUUUGGCCUCGUUUAAAAUUAACACCUGCAUUUCUUUACUCAGGCAAAAUUACCAAAAAUAUCUGGACAGCGAAACCCAUACUGAUUGUAGAAGCAGCAAAGGAUGCUGAGCAAUGAAAGAUGUCAAGACUGUGAGAAUAUCCAUGUGAAGAAAAAACACAAAAGCUGCUUUGUAAAAGCUACAGUUGUAUUAGUAGUAGUUGUAUCUUUACCCAAUACGACACAAAAACUGUAUCUACAAGUCACUGACAUACGUCAGGUUUCCACUGGCAGCUGUGGUGGUUUAUCAUCCUAAUCUGUCUGAUGUUAGUACAGAAGUAUUGUACAGACAGAGAAAUGGACUAGUUUAAAUGUGGUUUUGUUCAAUGUAAAUCUUUCUACGCUGGUGGUUGGUGGUUGGCUGAAGCACUUGAUCGAGAUGGGACAGAUGGAUAUUUUGCAGUUUUAGUGUUUUGCUUGUCUUCAUCAUGAUCACAUUGUUCCACACAGGCCACAACGUCGUUCAGUACAGUGGCCAGAUAACUUCUCUCGUCACCAUUUUCACAUCCAAAGGUAGAAUUUAGUCUAAAACUCAGUUUGUUUUAACCUUCGUCCUCUCAACCAGAAACUAACGUCUCAUACAAAUUGCAAGGCAGUUAAAAACUGUAAAUGAGGUUCACAUAUUCGUUCUGCUUUGUGCAUGUUUGUCUUCUUCGUCUUCCAGAUACUAAAAUAAUCCUUAUACGUGUGAGCACGUAAUAACCACAUCAACACAGUGCUCUUUGCAUGUGUUUGAUUUUGUCGUAAGAAAGGAGCAAAUUUUAAUAAACACGGCUGUCUUUUUUCUUAACCCAUCAAUGCAAUUGUGUACUGUAUGUAAACUGUGAAAUUCGAAUCAUGUACAUAUUCAAUGAACUCAGUAGUUUGUUGUUUGCUUGUCGCUCUGCAUUUGCUCGAUCAAGCCUAAAUUUGAUCCUCUGCUCUAGUACAGUGGCAACCGCAGGUCAUUUCUACCACUCUGCCUUCAUACUACAGAGACAUCCCUUGUCCGUCCGGUGUCUGCUGUAUGCUCAGUUAGCUCUGCUGCCGAUUCUCCCUCGAAUAGAUUCACUUUUAUAUGAUGUAACACAGAAAUAAAUAAACAGACUGGAACACAAAAUGUGUGGCUGUUGGACACUCCACUGCCACACCUUCCUUUGUACGUUGUAGAUACUAAAAGCUAAUAAUUUAAAACUAUCUCUCUGCAGUGCCUACAUCUUGAAUGGCUCUUUGUAUUAGAGUCUCUGCAGCAGAAGGAAAAAAAGAGGUUGGGGUCUGGGAUGGACUGAAGCAGAUCUGCUGUGGUGGAGUAGAUUUGCAACACAAUCACACUGUGAAGUCCCGAAAGGUCAAGUUAAUGAACUUGUCCACGCAGGAAAAAACAUAUUGUCUUUCAGGACUUUCAGGGGCUCUGAUUCAAUCACACUGAUCUGACCAAAAAGGAUUUUCAAUCUUGCAGAUCCUUAACUUAAAACCCUGUCUACAACAAAGUUUAAACCUUUGUCUGACUAGUACAACAACUUUUCUGUUUCUGACUGCUGAAAUGUACAAGUUCAGGGUCAACAUCUGCACAGUGUUCAUUGUUUAACUGUCUCCACCUCACAACAUUCUGCAGAUUUAGUGAUUCACACCAGUAAUCUAAACUCUGUUUCGGACAAUAUCUCUUUUAAAAGUCAACGCUAACCCUGAUCCAGAGGAUUUAGGAAAUCCUGGGCUAGAGGUGAGGAAUAUCGAAUUUUCUGAAAUAGUGAAAUAAAUGUUAGCCCUGAGUGUUUCCCUGGUGAGUGCAGCCUGAAAGCCUUGUUAGUAAAACAGGGAAGCAGUUUUCCACAUGUAUUCUUUCUAACUUUGCACCAUCUUAUUUUCGAGAGUGUGGUUCAAAGUCUGUUUCUCCAAAUACUCGGUCAUGUUGAGUUUCGGCCUCAGUGUAUACGUCGCUGGGACUCCAGAUUUCAGAACUGCGCUGCACUGGAGCGGUCUGAUUGUUUUCUGUUGAAGAUGUUGCCACUGCGACUGAAUGGGCUCACUGUGUCCAUGUUUUACUCAUGAUAGCAAAUGUAUUGUUUCUUCCUGGGGGAAGAGGCAUAAAAGGUUGUUUGUCUGCAGCCUUGGGUGAAGUGGAUUAAAUUAGGCUAAAGGUCACGCAGACCUUUAUGACAGCUGGCAUUUCCUCUGUCAGGUUGUAUCAGUCUUUUGUCAUUAAGUUCCAAAUUUAUAGAGUGAGUUUGUAUGCACGCAGCAUGUGAUCCAUACCUGCAUUCAAACUGAGAAAAAUAUAGAUCUGGGUCGAUUUAUUUUCAAAACACCAUGAAUGGUGUCUUGCCAUUACAUUAGUAAACAAGUUUAACACCUAACCCAUAAAUUCACUUUUUUUAAUAAUCCUUAAAAGCAAGUAAACUUUAAGAACAACCUCCACACUGGCCUCCAUUGUCAUUUUGAACAAACAGCAGCCAACAUAAGCUGACAAGAGCUACUGGCCAAACUAGACCAAGUGAGGCUGUAGCAGCAAAAGCCCUCAUAUAGUGUCGAUUUGAACAAUUAACAUUAAUCAUGUUUUUUGCCUUCAGAUCCAAAUUGUGUUAUUUCUUCUUUCAAAGUCACUAACUGCCUUUUAGGAGCCAGACAAAGCAGGUUGAUCCUCAGCAGUGUGUCUCCUGUGUGACAGAUGUAUGGCUUUGUAAUGUAGAACAGACAGGUCUCUGAAAGUGAACUGUCCUGUAUAAUGUGGAGACGCGACAGGUGAUCGAGAAUUGUGCCGAGUGGUUGGUGUUUUGUUGAAGGUAACAGAAAUGUCAUUGUUGUGUGUUUGGGGGAAAAGCAAAGUCUAUGAGGAUGGCAGGCUUCAUUUUGUUUGAUUUAUCUGCUGCUGGAACACGAUUUCAAACUGCCACAAAAUAAUAAACCACAGGUUUACUGAUAAUUAAAUGAACUGGCCAUAUUGUGAUGAAAGUUUGUGCAGGUAUGUCUGUGGGCCACACACAUACGCACUGUAAUCAUCUCACUGUGAAUACUUCAAUGUUUAAUGGUGAAAAGAAAGACAACAAACAGCCAUCUAGAUUUGCACAUGAUACAAAUGUGAGUUUAUACAAGGAGAGACAACCUGGGGGAAAGAACAAAACAGUUAAUUCUUGAGAUUUAAUUCUAUUUUCACUGACGUAGAUACUACUCCCUUGAGCACACCUGAGCUGGCUCACAUGGGACACCAGCUGAGAACGUCUUUGAGGAAACCAACCCACUCAGCCUGUGUGAACCAUCACUGUGUUUUCAUUUUCUUACUGCAAAUGAAAACAUGGUAACAGAUAAUACGCUGCUGCGGUCUGCUCACGUUGAAUUCUCCUUUGAACUGAGGAUGUCAGACAAAGGAAGAUGUGUUUGUAGAAAUGUUUUAUACCCUGAGAAUUAAAGAAUAUCUGGUUUACGUAA
Messenger RNA from Scophthalmus maximus (turbot), 5687 nucleotides. RefSeq names its product ras homolog family member Ua (gene rhoua). The record is from RefSeq and is a predicted model, not a curated record. The transcript has 4 exons. Bases 374 to 1165 code for a protein of 263 amino acids. Lineage: Eukaryota; Metazoa; Chordata; Actinopteri; Pleuronectiformes; Scophthalmidae. Gene Ontology annotation, molecular function: GTP binding; GTPase activity. Gene Ontology annotation, biological process: small GTPase-mediated signal transduction.